Molecule: messenger RNA, 1704 nt
Organism: Cyphellophora attinorum
Lineage: Eukaryota; Fungi; Ascomycota; Eurotiomycetes; Chaetothyriales; Cyphellophoraceae
Product: Maltose permease MAL61
Exons: 4
Coding region: 1-1704 (567 amino acids)
Biological process (GO): carbohydrate transport; transmembrane transport
Cellular component (GO): membrane
Molecular function (GO): carbohydrate:proton symporter activity
Source: RefSeq, a predicted model, not a curated record
AUGAAUCCACUCAAAGAGACCGCCGAGGAGAUCAAGCUUGUAGGGAGCUCUUCAUCACGAGACACUAGCACAUCCAUUGUAGACAGAGAAUGCCAUGCCAACCCGAACCCGACUAUGGCAGUCGCCGCAAGUUCUGAAGCCGACGCCGCUAGAGCCGCCACAGAUGCUGAGCAUGGCAUGAAAAUCUGGCAGGCCGUGAAGCUCUAUCGUUGGGCUGUGUUCUACUCUGUCUGCAUCUCUGCCGCGCUCAUUAUGGAGGGAUACGAUACUGCGCUACUGCCCGGCUUCUAUGCGCUCGAAGCGUUCAACAAACGAUUCGGAGAGCCAGUCGGCGAUGGAACGUACCAGCUCCCGCCACUGUGGCAAGCUUUGCUGCAGUGUGGUAUGCAGGCAGGUCAAUCGAUCGGAUUGUUGUUUGCUGGUUUCAUAUGCGAUCGUGUCGGCUAUCGCAAGACACUCGGCCUUGCGCUUGUGUUAAGCAUGUGCAGCAUUUUCAUCUUCGUCUUCUGCCAGAAUAUCAGAAUGCUGCUCGCAGCAGAAAUCGUUGCAGGCAUGCCCUGGGGUGCGUUCGAAGCGCUUGCCGCGACGUAUGCGUCAGACAUAGCCCCCAUCCCUCUUCGGCCUAUAUUGACAACCUGGGUGAAUGCGAACUGGGCACUGGGGCAACUUAUUGCACUGGGAGUCCUCCGAGGAUCUUCGGGUAUAACUGGUGAAUGGUCAUAUCGACUGCCGUGGGCCCUUCAGUGGGUCUGGCCAAUUCCUAUCCUGAUCGUCGUCAAGAUCUGCCCCGAAAGUCCCGUAUGGCUCGUCAAAAACGGCUACCCUGAAGCUGCUAGGAAAUCCCUGGAGAGACUGUCGUCCGGUGACUGGGCAGCCGAAGACAUCGAGCGCAAGUUGAGCAUGCUUGUACGGACGGAUGAGGCGGAAUGUCAGGAAGUGUCAGGACAAUCCUAUUUGGAGCUAUUCCGUGGCACGAACUUGAGACGCACCGAGAUUGCAUGUUUUGUCUGGAUCGGACAAGUGGUCUGCGGUAUAUGGUUCUGCAGUAACGUCGCAUGGUUUCUCCGGGUUGCAGGAGGGUUCUCACCGAACAUGGCUUUCAACCUCGGCAUCGCCACCAACGCGGUCGCUGUAGUGGCGACCAUCGGAUCGUGGAGUCUCACGCGGAAGUACGGACGCCGUACUUUGUACCUCGCCGGAUUGAUAGUCAUGUUUCUCCUCCUGCUUGUCAUCGGCGGUCUCGGGUUUGAGCCUGAGGAAGAGCAGAUUGCCUACACGAGUGCGGCUCUGAUGAUGCUGUUCGUCGUUACCUACGACUUUACCAUCGGCCCAAUAGCAUAUACUCUGGUGUCAGAGAUGUCGUCGACUCGACUACGGAUCAAGACCGUUGUUGUCGCCCGGAUCUCAUACAAUCUCAGCAAUAUCGCUGCCAGCUUUGCCAACCCCCAGAUGCUCAAUCCCUUGGCAUGGGACCUUGGUGGGAAGACCGGCCUCGUUUGGGCUGUCACGUGCCUGAUGUGGAUAUUCUGGACCUACUUUCGCCUCCCCGAGCCCAAAGGUCUCUCGCCUGCGGAGUUGGACAGGCGCUUCGAACUGAAGCUCUCUGCCAGACAGUUCAGGUCUGGGGAAGUUGAUGCAUUUCAGGCUGAUCAAAUCACCCCGGAUGAGGAAAGUCCGGUCAGGCCGAUGGCUGAGGUAGUGUGA